AUGUCUGACCAAACUCGAGGAGCCGAAGGUGAAAGAGUUGCUGAAGUUGAGGAAAUAAUCAAAUUCUCUGACUUGCACAUUCUGUCUGACGAUGAACUACUAACACUGAUGUAUGGCAUCUCCUGCAACUCAUUGUCCCUUGACCCACCCUGUGAUUCCAACAUUGCAUUAAAGUGGCCUCUGGAGUUACUGUUAUCAUCCCAAUACAAACCUACCAACAACACUGCCCUACCUCCUGAGGCCACAAAACAAUCUGACUUGUGGUGUUAUCCACAAGCCCCUCCUUACAUGCUAAACCCACUUCCUGAUGAUCGGUUCUCGUCGCCAGUAUCGCCCCAAUUUGUCAAUGGCAAGGCUAUGCUAAAGUCAAUUCCUGGCAUGGUUAAAAUGGAAAUGGGUAUUCCCUAUGUCUAUGAGAUCUGUGGGGACCCUGGAAAGAUUGUUACUGGUAGGACUGAUUCCAAGGGGCUUGGCUUCAGCUCGUGCACUGCGCCCCUUACCCGAGUAUGUGCCCUUAACUUCGGAAUGACGUCCGGAGAAAGUCCAAGGAAGUCCGAAGGACUUCCGGAGAAGCGUGGGAAACUUUGGAAGGACUUUCCGGACGAGUGCGAGAAACUUCCGGAUGAGUGCAGGAAAGUUCCGGAGGAACUUCCGGAAAUUACGAUGGAGUUUCGUCCUGACGGGGAUAUGUGUAAUGGCUACUCAGGACAAGUCCUGAGUAGAAGGAAACAGAGGAAAGGCUGCAAGGACAAAGUCCGAAGCAGAAUAGGUCCGGAGGACCGCGGGAAAGUUCCGGAAGAACUUCCGGAAACUUGGAGGAUCGGAGGAAUGGUGGAUCGGAGGAGUGGAGGAGCAGAGGAGCAGAGCUCCGGCCUAGGGAAUUCCUCCCUAGGCCUGAGAUGGAUAAUUACUAAGUCGGAGGAAUAGAACUGUUACGAGGACUUAGUGUGAAGACUAGUGCGAGGACUAAUAUGUGUAAUAUUCAGACUAAGGAAGUACAAAGAUUCUACAGGGUUUAUAUACUAC
This is a messenger RNA of Suillus plorans, 1026 nucleotides long. RefSeq lists its product as uncharacterized. The transcript is spliced from 4 exons. The record is from RefSeq and is a predicted model, not a curated record. NCBI's taxonomy places the organism in Eukaryota, Fungi, Basidiomycota, Agaricomycetes, Boletales, Suillaceae. Bases 1 to 927 code for a protein of 308 amino acids.